AUGGACCCCGCAAAGCCCGUUGACCUGCCCGAGAGGCCCAAGGAGGCCGCUGGACCUACGGAACCCCCCAAAAAGUCCAAGAGUCAGGAGAAGAAAGAGGCCGCAGCGGCUAAGAAAGCGGCGGCCAAGCUGCUAGCCAAACAGAAUCAGCCUAAAAAGGAAGAGUCCAACGCAGGCAAAGCAGCACCCAAGCCCAAGGAGGCUGCUGCUCCUCGGGACCCCAAUACCAUGUUCAAGGUCGGCUUCUUGCACGACGUGUACCAGGAAAAGCCUCUUUCCGAGACCGUCCCCAAGAUCCGCACACGAUUCCCUCCUGAGCCCAAUGGAUUCCUCCACAUCGGACACAGCAAGGCCAUCGCAAUCAACUUCGGGUUUGCAAAGUACCACGGCGGCGAGUGCAUUCUGCGCUUCGACGACACCAACCCCGAAGGUGAGGAGGAGCGGUACUACAACGCCAUCCGCGAGAUCGUGACAUGGCUCGGUUUCACUCCAGUGCGUGAGACCAACGCCAGCGACAACUUCGACCGUCUCUACGAGCUUGCAGAGGACCUCAUCCAGCGCGAUGGCGCCUACGUCUGCCAUUGCACCAAGUCCGAAAUCAAGGCCCAGCGCGGUGAGGUCGAGGGCGGCCAGCGCGGCGGAGAACGUUUCGCCUGCAGCCACCGCACACGACCCAUCGAGGAGUCCCUGGCCGAGUUCCGCGCCAUGCGCGACGGCAAAUACAAGGCCGGCGAGGCGGCACUGCGCAUGAAGCAGGAUAUCACAGACCCCAACCCGCAGAUGUGGGAUCUGUUCGCCUGGCGCAUCAUGGGCUCCGAGGACAAGCAGCACCACCUCACCGGCGGAAAGUGGAAGAUCUACCCGACCUACGACUUCGCGCACUGUCUGUGCGAUAGCAUCGAGGAAAUCUCCCACUCCCUCUGCACCACUGAAUUCGAGCUCUCCCGCGUCUCGUACGAAUGGCUCUGCGACAAGCUAGAAGUCUACCGUCCCAACCAGCGCGAAUACGGCCGUCUCAACAUCACCGGCACCGUCCUAUCCAAGCGCAAGAUCAUCCAGCUCGUCAAAGAAGGCCACGUCCGCGACUGGGACGACCCACGUCUCUACACCCUCAUCGCCCUCCGCCGCCGCGGCGUCCCCCCCGGCGCAAUCCUCGCCUUCGUCAACGACCUCGGCGUAACAAAGAACGUAACCAACGUCCAAGUCACCAAAUUCGAGCAGAUCGUCCGCCAGUACCUGGAAACCACCGUCCCGCGUCUAAUGGUCGUCCUCGAGCCUCUCAAGGUCAUCAUCGACGACCUCCCCGCCGACCACCUCGAGCUCCUCGACUGCCCCUUCUCCAAGGACCCCUCCUUCGGCACCCACAACAUCCCCUUCACCCGCACAGUCUACAUCGAGCGCUCCGAUUUCCGCCCCGUCGACUCGCCCGAUUACUUCCGUCUCGCCCCCGGCAAAACAGUCGGCCUCCUCAAAGUCCCCUACCCCAUCACCGCCACCUCCUUCGAAACAGACCCGGCCACCGGCGAAGUCACCUGCGUCCACGCCAAAUACGAAAAACCCGCCGAUGGCGAACAGCCCAAGAAACCAAAGUCCUUCAUCCACUGGAUCGCCGAGUCGCCCGCGCACAAUAGUCCCAUCCGCGCCGAGGUCCGCGCUUUCUCUUCCCUCUUCAAGUCUGAGGAUCCCUCUGCGCAUCCUGAUGGCUUCCUCGCUGAUAUCAAUCCCGAUUCUGAGGAGAUUUAUAAGGAUGCUAUGGUUGAGGUCGGGUUCAGGGAUAUUGAGAAGUCGGCCCCCUGGCCUAAGGAGCAGGGUGCUACUGAGCCGGGCGUUAAUAAGCAUGCUGUGAGAUUCCAGGGUAUGCGUGUUGCGUACUUUGCUGUUGAUCGCGAGUCGACGGAUGAGAAGUUGGUGCUUAAUCGUAUUGUUACGCUUAAGGAUACUCAGGGGAAGAACUGA
Penicillium bovifimosum is the source of this 1956-nucleotide messenger RNA. Its product is annotated as glutamine--tRNA ligase. Gene Ontology annotation, cellular component: cytosol; cytoplasm. The coding region runs from base 1 to 1956 and encodes 651 amino acids. Gene Ontology annotation, molecular function: glutamine-tRNA ligase activity; ATP binding. Gene Ontology annotation, biological process: glutaminyl-tRNA aminoacylation; translation. The transcript has a single exon. The record is from RefSeq and is a predicted model, not a curated record. NCBI's taxonomy places the organism in Eukaryota, Fungi, Ascomycota, Eurotiomycetes, Eurotiales, Aspergillaceae.